Messenger RNA from Calypte anna (Anna's hummingbird), 1989 nucleotides. It is a transcript of the gene BCS1L, whose product is annotated as mitochondrial chaperone BCS1. The transcript is spliced from 8 exons. The record is from RefSeq and is a predicted model, not a curated record. The coding region runs from base 272 to 1531 and encodes 419 amino acids. Gene Ontology annotation, biological process: mitochondrial respiratory chain complex III assembly; protein insertion into mitochondrial inner membrane from matrix. Gene Ontology annotation, molecular function: ATP hydrolysis activity; ATP binding. Lineage: Eukaryota; Metazoa; Chordata; Aves; Apodiformes; Trochilidae. Gene Ontology annotation, cellular component: mitochondrial inner membrane.
CAGGGCUUCCCACAGCUCCUGCCUCUCCCAGGGCAGGCAGGAGCAGCUCUGAGCACAGGGCCUCCAUCUCCUUGCCAGCACCGUCAGACACUGCCACUUCUGUGCUCAUUGCCACCGGCUACUGGCUUGAUGCUGGGCAGGAGGGCCUCUCGCUCUGAAACAGAAGAAAGCACUUUCAGCAAGUGAGAACCCAGAAGCCCAGGGAACCUAUAAGGUUUGUUUCCAGAUUGCAGAGGUGAUGCUGCGGAAAGGAGCCACUUAACCUCCCACAAUGCCCUUUUCUGACUUUGUCUUAUCACUGAAGGACAACCAGUACUUUGGGGCUGGGUUUGGCCUGGUCGGGGUGGGCACAGCUUUGGCAUUAGCCCGGAAAGGGGCCCAGUAUGGGCUGGUGGCUUUCAGGCGCCAUUACAUGAUCACCUUGGAAGUGCCUGGCAAGGAUAAGAGCUACAACUGGCUGCUGAACUGGAUCUCCCACCACGCCAAGCACACGCAGCAUCUCAGUGUGGAGACGUCCUACCUGCAGCAUGAAAGUGGGCGUGUCAGCACCAAGUUCGACUUUGUCCCCAGCCCUGGGAACCAUUUCAUCUGGUAUCGCAGGAAGUGGAUUCACAUUGAGCGGAACCGGGAGGUGAAGAUGAUCGACCUGAACACGGGGUCCCCCUGGGAGUCUGUCACCUUCACUGCGCUGGGCACCAACCGGGAUAUCUUCUUCAAUAUCCUCCAGGAAGCCCGGGAGCUGGCUCUGCAGCAGCAGGAGGGGAGGAUGGUGAUGUACACGGCUGUGGGAACGGAGUGGCGGCAGUUCGGCUUCCCCCGGCGCCGCCGGCCUCUCAGCUCGGUGGUGCUGGAGGAAGGGGUGUCGGAGCGGCUGGUCCAGGACGUCAAGGAGUUCAUUGACAACCCCAAGUGGUACAUCGAGAGAGGGAUCCCUUACCGAAGAGGCUACCUGCUGUAUGGCCCUCCUGGCUGUGGGAAAAGCAGCUUCAUCACAGCCCUGGCUGGGGAGCUACAGUACAGCAUCUGCCUGCUGAGCCUCAGUGACCACAGCCUCUCUGAUGACCGUCUCAAUCACCUCCUGAGCGUGGCGCCCCAGCAGAGCAUUAUCCUGCUGGAGGAUGUGGACGCUGCCUUUGUCAGCCGGGACCUUGCUGCUGAGAACCCAGCUGUGUACCAAGGCAUGGGACGUCUGACCUUCAGUGGGCUCCUCAAUGCACUGGAUGGUGUGGCCUCCACAGAGGCCAGGAUUGUCUUCAUGACCACCAACUAUGUGGACAGGCUGGACCCGGCGCUGGUGCGACCCGGCCGCGUGGAUCUAAAGCAGUACGUGGGGCACUGCUCCCGUGGGCAGCUCACCUGCAUGUUCCAGCGCUUCUACCCCCAGCAGCCCCCGGCUGCAGCCCAGCGCUUUGCUGAGCAGGCCCUGGCUGUCUCCAAGCAGAUCAGUGCUGCCCAGGUGCAGGGCCACUUCAUGCUCUACAAGAUGGACCCUGAAGGAGCCAUUUCAAAUAUAGGCUCCAUCCUGCAGUGACCAAGGGGCCUGUUUCCCCGUGGCCACUGGCUGAGAGGACUGGGACAAGGACAUGACCAUCCUGGGGGAUGCUGUGGAGCUGUCCAGCCAUGCAGGGACUGACAGAUCCAGGUCUCUGUUCACCUCUGCCCCUCCAAGGCCUUUUUUUAAAUAUCAAAACAUGAAGAAUCAGAGCUGCCAGCCUUGCAGCAGGGAGAGGGAACCAGCUCCUGCUGCCCCCCAGAUUUGGGUGCUUGGGUACUUGCCCCGCUCACCAGUGUGUGCCUCAUGCUGGAAUUGCCAUAGGCUGCCCAGGCUGCUGGAUGUUAAUCCCCUUCCUCACAGGGCAGCCUGAGGGUGCCCCAAAAAGGCAUUUCCCUGGAACAGGACAUUGGGGUGUCACACUGUUAAAGAGCUGCUGGUCUUGAAAGGGGCAGUUGCUGUCACUGGUGUUUGAAUAUCCUCUGUGAAGUGCACAA